CGAACUUACCGUUGCGAACGUCCACCACUCCUUGUCCUACCAAAACUCUUUCUUUCUUUUACUUCUACUUCUACCUCUUAACUCAACAUCCAGUUUCCUUUUAUGUCUUGAAAAUCGAAGUCUUUGAUUCUUUUCAUUUUGGGGUGAUUCUUGAGAGACUAUGGCAACGUUGGCACCUGGGAUUCUGCUGAAGUUACUUAAUGGUAUGAACACUGGGGUAAAGCCAACUAGUGAACAUAGGAGCUCGCUUUUGCAGGUGACUGAUAUUGUACCAGCUGAUCUUGAUGAGAAGAAUCUUUGGCCUAAACAUGGGUUUUACAUCAAGGUCUCAGAUUCUUCACAUUCAAUUUAUGUUAGUCUUCCUUCUGACCAAGAUGAUUUUGUUCUUAGUAACAAAAUGCAACUUGGGCAGUUCAUUUAUGUUGAUAGAUUGGAGCCUGGGUCCCCUGUUCCUGUUGUUAAAGGUGCAAAACCGCUUCCUGGAAGACAUCCAUUGGUUGGGACGCCAGAACCUUUAAUGGGUUUAAGAAGAAAAGGGGAGAAAAGUGAGCAGAAACAAGAUUCUAAACUACAUAGAAGAGGUUCUUGGGGAAGGGGGCCCAAUGGGGCGGAUGAGAUUUCCUCUCCUAUAGUUUUAAAGCCAGUUCCAUUGGAUUUUGAUCAGUGUACUCCUGUGAAAGAGCGGUCUAACUCUGUGAGAACCCCGAUGAUGUCACCAAUGAUAAGAAGGAUAGCAAAGGAUGGGAGUGCUAGUGCCAGUGUAAGGUGUUCUUUUGGUGGGAGAUUGUUGGCUAAAAUGAUGGAUGCUAAAGGAGAAAGUCCUGCUUUGCUUAGGAAAAGCUGUGUCGCACCUUCUUCUGCUUCAAAGUUUCCACGGAGCAAAAGUGUCUGCGACCGAGAGCCUAGGAUCCCUAUUAGUCCCCUCAACUCAGCUGAAAAGAAAAGUUCAACCCCGCCACCGGGUUUAAGGAGUGGAAGGGUGGUAGCUGCUUCCCUCAAUAUGGGUGGAGAUGUACAGAACAACCCCAACCCAAGUGUUACUACACAACAACCACAAUUUCAGUUUGAUAAUAACUCAGCCUCUGAUAUUAGCAAAAGUCUACCCAUGAAUUUGCCCGGAAAACUAGGCAUGUUGGGCAAGGAAGCGAUGCAGCAGAGAGAAACAGCUCAGAAGAUUGCCCUUCAAGCACUAAGAGAUGCUUCAGCCACUGAGAGUUUAGUUCGUUCUCUCAAGAUGUUUUCUAACUUGAGCAGGUCAGCAAAAGCAGAUGCUCCAGCUGCAAGCUUCGAUCAGUUUCUGGAGUUUCACGCCCAAAUUGAGCAGGCCGUGAGUGAUAUAGUGUCCAUUCAAGCAGCUACUUCAGCUACUGCAAUGGCACAAAACUCAAAAGCUGAACAGAGAGAUAAGCAAGGCGACGAUGAGCCAGCAAUAUUGCAUGAAAUUGUGCACAACUCAAUGGACCAAAGCAGGAAUUCAGAGUUAAGUUCAUCAAAAAGGCGAGCCGCAUUGUACAAGUCAAUUGCAGCCUUUCCCGAGAGAAGUGAACAGAAGACAAUCAUAGGGAGGCUCCCAAGAUCAAAUUCUAACCCCAAGGUACCCUCAGAUAGGAGAGCACCAUCAACUCCACUUGGCAAGCUGCUCCCUGAAGUUGUUGGUGAGAAUGAUGAAAACAAGAAACCAUUAUCAAGCAGCUUAAGCAAUACAAUAAAAUUGGGUAAGCAGAUUGAAAGUGAAGCUGGAAAUUGGUUUAUGGACUUCCUAGAGAAAGCUCUGGAGAAUGGUAUGAAGAAAUCCAAAGGCACACCAGGCGGGGAUACUAAGAAAGUUCCUCAGUCUCUCAUACUCAAGGUUAUUAAUUGGGUAGAGGUCGAACAGUGUGAUGGUAACAAGCGGCCAGUUCAUCCAAAAGCCACGCAAAUAGCUAGGAAGCUAAGAAUUAAGAUGAAGAACCCUUGAAUUGGCCCACAUAGAUACUUAUUAUUAAAGUACUUUUUGUGUCAUUUUUUAAUUGUCUGGUUUCCAAUCACUUUGGGGAUUAUAUCUCUUACGUCAUGAAUGUACAAGUUUUUAUGUUUGAAUGGAGAUUGUUUCAACUUUUCCAAUCA
Theobroma cacao (cacao) is the source of this 2106-nucleotide messenger RNA. RefSeq names its product protein CORTICAL MICROTUBULE DISORDERING 4. NCBI's taxonomy places the organism in Eukaryota, Viridiplantae, Streptophyta, Magnoliopsida, Malvales, Malvaceae. The record is from RefSeq and is a predicted model, not a curated record.